GUCACGAUAGUUACGUUGUUCACAAAUAGGAUACGAAUGAUGAGUGAUGAUCUUUACCGUAUACUUUAGCUAAGCAUAGUGAGCACUGACUGGGGGGAGACACUGGUGAUUCGGCCUCCGCGUGGGCGUCUCGGAAAGUCCCUCCCCCGCAAUCGGAUAUCCCGAGGCCUGCGCCUACUUAACCAUCCACCGAGACCUGGCCAUGGAGACUACCGCGGAACUUCACAGCCUGCAAGCCAGACACCAUGCCUCCUCUCCCGCUGACUGUCCAGUACAAAGAAGCCAAUGGCAGUACCAUUACCACCGACAUCUACCUCCCUCCACCACCGGGAUCUACCCAUGACGCCGUCAAGAAUAAUCAACAUCCACGGCGGCGUGUUCAUGCUGGGCCACUCGCGCAUGGUCUCGAUGCCGCAGAUCGACGACUGUCUGGCCCGCAACUGGAUCGUGGUGGUCCCGAACCAUCGCCUCUGUCCGCAGGUGAAUAUCCUCGAGGGGCCGAUCACGGACUGUCGGGACCUGCUCGCCUGGAUCUACGAUGGCCACAUGGACGCCUUUCUCGCGAGUGAAUCCGUGCAAGAGGUCCAUGGCGCCCAAUACCAGGUUGAUAUGGACCGCGUCAUGGCAUUUGGGACAUCCUCGGGGGGCACUUUGGCGUUGUCUUUGGGCUAUGACGUCCCCCGUCCAGUCUCCGCCAUCCUCGACUUCUACGGUGCCGUGCACUUUACUCACCCCUUCUGGACCCAACCGCUCCCCGAUGUCGCGCGUACCCUUCCGCCCCUGGACCCCUCAUUCCUCAACCAAGUCUACGACGAGUUCCCCGUUCCGACGGAUAGUUCCAUCUCCCUGGAAGGCCAAACGGAAAGCGGCGCCGCCAAGGGACCGAAUUUCUCGCGGCCCCGGGAUGCCUUUGCCCUGACGCAGGUGGCCAACGGCACGGUGCUGCAGGCGUGCUAUCCGGGGCGGGACGUGAGGGAGAUUGACCCGGUGGUGCAAGUUAGGGAGGGGUUCCCGCCGACGUUCAUUGUGCAUGGGGAUCAGGAUACGAAGGUGCCGAUUGAGGUGAGUCGGGAGUUGUGGCGAGUGUUGCGGGAGAAAGGGGUGGAGUGUGAGAUGGUUGAGGUGCCUGGGGAGGAUCAUACGUUUGCAAUGGGGAUGAGGGCUGGGUCGCGGACGUGGGAACUGCAGCGACGCGGGUUUGAUUUUUUGGAGAGGGUUAUUGGGCGGGGAUGAGGAUGAAUGAGAAUGAGGUCGAUUCGGGGGUUGUCCGGUGCGUGUAGAUAAUCGGUGGAGUAAUCCGCAAGGCUGAACGGAUUCCUUGGAUAAUGCGAUCCACGGGGCCCGCGGGAUCCAGCGACGCGAGUCGAUGCCAAUCGUAAGCAAGCAUUUGCACCCCUAUAGAUAGAUAUCGUCAGGGGAGAUGAAUUACUCCGUCUGACCCGCCUG
Messenger RNA from Aspergillus ibericus CBS 121593, 1446 nucleotides. RefSeq lists its product as uncharacterized. Gene Ontology annotation, molecular function: serine-type peptidase activity. The transcript is spliced from 3 exons. Bases 286 to 1233 code for a protein of 315 amino acids. Gene Ontology annotation, biological process: proteolysis. Lineage: Eukaryota; Fungi; Ascomycota; Eurotiomycetes; Eurotiales; Aspergillaceae. The record is from RefSeq and is a predicted model, not a curated record.